GACUUUUUUCCAGGAGUUAUUUCCAUCAAUAGCUGUCGACAAGUCCUGAAAGCAAACCGGAGUAUCAAAGCCGUUAACCCCCGUUAACCGUACGAAGGAGCCCCAAGCCUAUGAUGCUUAUAAGAGCCACCAUCCUGUCUGAACUGCAUCCACAGAAAUAUUUCCGUGACUGUCCCGCUAUUUCUUUGAACGGGAGCUAGAUGCAUGGUGAGGACAACCCAAAGGGACAUAAACAUGUAAACCCCUCAAUCUACCUCUCGGUACUGUGCGGUGUGUAUGUGAGCCUCGCGCCGACGCCCACCGCGCCCCGGCCCAGCUCAGAUCAGCGCCGUUGCCGCGCACGGCAUUGCUGAUCUUCUGAGCUUACUGAAGAUUGCAUGAGGGCAUGAGUCGUUCGCGUACCAAACAGCCACCUCCGGCUCCGGGUAACUGACUGUGAGCUGCAAAACUUCCAAAUUGCUGGUGGAUACACGUGGAACUCUUUCCUGACCCUUUCAUAAAACAUAUGAAUGACCAAUGCCGUAUCUGAAUAGAAAAAAGAGGAGGAAGCUAAGAAACGAUGUUUGUUGGGUCCAUUAGAUUAGCAGUAGGACAAAUACGACACAGCAUCAAGAGAUCCUUAACAAAAUCUCAUCCAUCCUCUGGGCACUACUUCACAGCAUCUAAGACCAUGUCAUCAAGGUCGUCAUCAAGGUCAUCCUCAAGAUCACCUUCAGUGGUCCUAUACAGUAUCUACACUGAAGGUCCAAGGGGCAUCAAGGAUAGUCUUCAGACCAUGUGUCCAAAGGUCUUUGAAGAUUGCACCGUUGUUGACUGGGAUGAGGAACCAUUGUCAGACAAAUCUGUAAGAAGUUUACGAGAAGCAGAAAUAAUAUUAAUGGAUCCACAUAAACUCCCUUCAUUGAUGACAGUUAUAGAGAAUGUGAAGUGGAUACAAUCUACAUGGGCAGGAGUUGACAGCUUUAUAAAUAAAUUUGAUCCUGCUCUGCUGCCCCCUAAGUUCACCCUUACCCGAUGUGCUGGUGUAUUUGGUGAUCAUAUGUCUGAGUAUGUCAUCGGCCAAAUUAUAUCUUAUGAGAGGUCUUUCAAGUUUCUGUGGGAGGCUCAACAAAAGACAGAAUGGGCCCUAGAUGAAUACACAGCUGAUAAGAGUUAUCACCUUUUGAAAGGAAGGACAAUAUCAAUCAUUGGUGCAGGAGAAAUAGGAACAGAGAUUGGCAAAGUUUGUAAGGCUUUCAACAUGCGUGUCAUAGGACUAGUAAGGAGAGCUGUACCACAGGAUCAACGUAAUGCUGCAUUUGAUGAAUAUAGGUUAACAGAAGAGCUUCCCUAUGUCCUUGAGGAGGCUGAUUUUAUUGUCAAUGUUCUUCCAAGUACCAAACAAACUGUGGGGCUCUUCACAGGAAACAUACUCUCUCAUUGUAAAAAGAAACCUAUGUUCAUUAAUGUUGGCAGAGGAGAUGUGAUUGAUGAAGCUAGCGUUAUUAAAGCCAUCAAGGAACGGUGGAUUUGUCAUGCAGUUCUAGAUGUUUUCAACCCAGAACCUCUCUCGAAGGAGAGUCCACUCUGGUCCAUGCCAGAGGUCACUAUAACUCCCCAUGUUUCUGCACAGACCCAUGGUCCAGAGAUGACAAAGGUUUUCAUUGAUAACUACCAGCGUUAUGUAAAUGGAGAGACAUUGAAACAUCAAGUCAAUUGGGUUGCAAAAUAUUAAUGGAGAGAGACAAUGAGACAUCAACUUAACUGAAUUGCAAAGUAUUGAGAAGUUAAAUGGAGAGACAAUGAGACAUCUACCUAACUGGGUUAGAAAGUGAUGUUGAUUUGAGAGACAAUGAGACAUCAACUCAACUGAGUUGCAAAAUAUCAGGAGGUUGAAUGGAGAGAUGUUGAGACAUCAAUCAACUGGUUUGCAAAGUAUUAAAAAGUUGAAUGAAGAGACAAUAAGACAUCAACUUAACUGGGUUGCAAAGUAAUAAGAAGUUAAAUGGAGAGGCAAUGAGACAUCAACUCAACUGGGUUAGAAAGUAUUAAUGGAGAGACGGUGAAACCUAUUAACUCAUCUGGGUUGCAAAAUAAUAAAAAGUUGAGAUUAAGAAGAAUAAGAAGCUUUCUUAUGUAGGGAAUAAAAGAGAAUGGUAAAUUCAUUUAAUAUUAGUCUGCGCAUACUUAGUCAUAACAAAAUUGUUGUGACGAGAUUUUUGAAACACAUUUUGAAAAAUGUUUCCUACUCAGAAAUAUGGAUUAAUACAGCCUGAAUUAUACUGUCACCUUCUCUUGACAUCAAUCAUGUUUUUUAAAGUUGAUGAAUGUCUGUAGUAAAACUGAAAGAUUUCAUCAUUAAAUUAGAACCAUUACUUCAUCUCCCUUGUGUCAGAAGGUUUGACAAAAGUAUUUGAGGUUAAAAGAAAGUGGCAUUCAAAAUUGUCUUGUUUGUAUUGAUAAUGUUAUCCUACUGGUAUGAAGAUAUCAUUUCUAUUCAAACAAAGUUAAUAUAAAACAUAAUUAUAGCAAUUUUAAAUUUCUAAUGGUAUCAAUCAUUAUGAUGUAUUGUUGAUAUUCUAGUUUUUAGAAUAUUCAUAGUUAUAUAUUGUAUUCAUUAAAAUAUAUGAAGGUAACAAUAUUGAAAUGAAAAUCAAGAGUUUCCUCCCGAUUCAUGCAGUCCAGCAUUUGUAAGCUAGUUUCAGCCCAAUAAUGAAGCAAUAAGCUUUGUUUUACAGGGAGCUGAUUUACCAAUUUCAAACAUGAAUACUGUACUCUGAUUGGUCAAGAGAUUAUGUAGGGAGGAGGAUUUAGCCACAAGAGCUUGAAAUUUGCCUAUUUGGUAAUUUGCAUGUACAAACCUGCAUUCUAACUGGUUGACAAUAUGUUAUAAUUCUGCACUAAAACAAAUGGCAAUUUACCCAAUCAUGCACAUAUUAGAUUUACAAAUCAUUUAUCUUUUAUUAAAUAGGACAGUGCUGGAAUGAUUUCAUGUCAAAUAUUUUUGGCAUAUAUUUUAUAACAGUACUAGUGAUUUCUGUAAUCAAUAUAUACAUGUAUUUUCUUUAUAAUAUAUUUUUGUAUUUACCAGAAUAUAACAGUUUCCGCUGUAAAAGGUACAUGGUUUCUAGCCUGAUAACUUGGUUUAGUGAUUUUUGCAGCAUGUUUUGUCUCUCAUUGUAACUGUCAAGUAAUUAUGGUCAAUGAAGUCAUUACAACAUAAAAAGUUGCUGCACAUUCAAUUGUUUAAUUUUGGAAUUGUUUUUAAUCAAUAUAAUAGCUUAUUGUAGAGUUUGAUUAUGAAUGUUAUGAUCUUGGCAAAAAAACAAAUGCAAUAAAGCUUUCUAAAAAGAAAUUCACAGUA
Messenger RNA from Lytechinus pictus (painted urchin), 3343 nucleotides. RefSeq lists its product as uncharacterized. The record is from RefSeq and is a predicted model, not a curated record. Bases 560 to 1714 code for a protein of 384 amino acids. The transcript has 11 exons. Gene Ontology annotation, molecular function: NAD binding. NCBI's taxonomy places the organism in Eukaryota, Metazoa, Echinodermata, Echinoidea, Temnopleuroida, Toxopneustidae.